AUGUCGCUAUCGCAGUCUAUCAAGAACCUCAUCCGUCACGGGAAGCAAGGACGAACCGCACAACCACAGGACGAUCAUCCUACGACGCAUGUUUCUCCAGUAAACGUCCAUCAUCAUCAAGGACGCGCUCAUGAAAACAACAAAAUUCACAACGCACAUACCGACCCAAAUAUGGCAGCACAAGCCCACCAGGUCCCGCACGGCAAUGCAUAUUCAGCAGCGGAUGGUGAUCUAAAAAACAGAGGUGCACAAGCAGGAAACGUGGCGGCGAAUGUAGCGGGACAGAAACAGAAGGCCGGCAAGGUUGACCACGAAGAUCUGAGAAGGAUUGUGGAAGAAGAAAAUGCGACGAAAGGGAAGCUUCCGAGGUACCCAGGACUCGAGAGAUGGCAACUGAUCGAGAAGAUGGGCGACGGCGCCUUCAGCAACGUAUAUAGAGCCAGAGACUUGGAUGGCCAGGCCGGAGAAGUUGCUAUCAAGGUGGUCCGCAAAUUCGAAAUGAACUCGAAUCAGGGCGACGCGGCUCUUCAUCCGGAUUUCAAGAAGCAGCCAAAAGUAGUGGAGAGAGCGAAUAUUUUAAAGGAAGUUCAAAUCAUGCGAGCGUUAGACCACCCAAACAUUGUCAAGCUGGUCGACUUCUCAGAGUCAAGGCAGUAUUAUUACAUCAUUUUGGAGUUAGCACCCGGCGGAGAACUAUUUCAUCAGAUUGUUCGCCUCACAUAUUUCAGCGAAGACCUCUCACGUCAUGUCAUUACACAGGUUGCAGAAGCAUUAGAAUACUUGCAUGAGGAUCAAGGAGUUGUUCAUAGAGAUAUCAAGCCGGAAAAUUUAUUAUUUUCUCCAAUUCCUUUCAUACCGUCGAAAAAUCCGAAACCAAAGGCAACUGACGAUGAAGACAAGGUCGACGAGGGUGAAUUUAUCAAGGGUGUCGGCGCCGGUGGUAUUGGAAAGAUCAAGAUCGCCGAUUUUGGUCUAAGUAAGGUCGUCUGGGAUAAAUCGACCAUGACCCCUUGUGGUACCGUUGGUUACACAGCACCAGAGAUUGUGAAGGAUGAGCGAUACUCUAAGAGUGUGGACAUGUGGGCUAUGGGUUGUGUCUUGUACACAUUGCUCUGUGGUUUCCCGCCAUUUUAUGACGAAAGUAUUCAGGUUUUGACCGAGAAAGUUGCCCGAGGUCAAUACACAUUCUUAUCGCCUUGGUGGGACGACAUCUCCAAACCGGCACAGGAUCUCGUCUCGCAUCUCCUUACCGUUGACCCAGUCAAGCGUUAUGACAUCAAGCAAUUUCUAGCGCACCCAUGGAUACGCGGUACCGAAGAGCCCACGUUCGCGGCUCAUGACGCACCGCCACUCGCUACACCAGCCGUAGAACGGGAGAGGCAGUUAGGAGCAGGGGGGCAUCUGAGAGCAUUUAAUCCGGAUCUUCUUGAAUCUCCUGGCUCGAAGCGUCAGGACUUCCGAAGUCCUGGUGCCGUCAAUCUGCGUGAGGUCUUCGACGUUGGCUAUGCUGUUCACCGCCAAGAAGAGGAGGGGAAGCGUAGAAAGAAUUUUAAGCAAGGCUACAAUGCGGGCUUAAAUCCGAUAAACGAUGACGAUUUCGAAGAAGAGGAUGAGGAGGCCGAAGGCAACCCAAGCAAGGUGCCUAAAUCAAGAGAUACAGACGUUCACCGAGUUGAGCAGACGUUAAGGAAUACAAACCUAAAUUCGAAGACUACAGCACCAGCACAGAAGGGUUAUGGCCAGCAUAGUCCUGCAGUCACGGCUGCAGCGAAACAACAAGUUCGACAACGAAAGGGUGCCUUUGAGCUCAAUCUCGAUGGUGCUACAUUACUCGGUCGUAGAGGAAAGGGAGUCGCACCAAGUGGAUUGAGGGAGUCGACUACUGUACAGUAG
Glarea lozoyensis ATCC 20868 is the source of this 1893-nucleotide messenger RNA. Its product is annotated as Protein kinase-like (PK-like). Gene Ontology annotation, molecular function: ATP binding; protein serine/threonine kinase activity. Gene Ontology annotation, cellular component: nucleus. The record is from RefSeq and is a predicted model, not a curated record. Gene Ontology annotation, biological process: protein phosphorylation; mitotic DNA damage checkpoint signaling. Bases 1 to 1893 code for a protein of 630 amino acids. The transcript has 5 exons. NCBI's taxonomy places the organism in Eukaryota, Fungi, Ascomycota, Leotiomycetes, Helotiales, Helotiaceae.